Molecule: messenger RNA, 350 nt
Organism: Durio zibethinus
Lineage: Eukaryota; Viridiplantae; Streptophyta; Magnoliopsida; Malvales; Malvaceae
Source: RefSeq, a predicted model, not a curated record
UUGGAUCUUAGGAAAGCUAAAUGGAGAAGAAAACCACGCUUGCCAAACAGGCAUGGAAAUCAUUUCUUUUUCGAACAGUUUGCUGGCGGGCAAGGAAGGGCUUAGGAGAUAAAAUUUCAGAUGAGCCGUCCAUGAGUCAAGUAGUGAUCAACUCAUCUGAAGUACCACCAGAAGUGUUGAUUAUCAGGAUACUGAUACAUGAUCAGGAAACAUUGGAAUCUUUCUUGGUAGUAGAUUAUUGGAGGCUUACGUCCCGCUUCAAGAUUAUCACUUUCGUUAGGAUUUGUGCACUAGAUAUAUAUCAUCUUGUCAGCCGAAAUCUACAAACAUCUUGUUAAGGUAGGUGAAAC